Molecule: messenger RNA, 2240 nt
Organism: Epinephelus lanceolatus (giant grouper)
Lineage: Eukaryota; Metazoa; Chordata; Actinopteri; Perciformes; Serranidae
Gene: shox2
Product: shox homeobox 2
Biological process (GO): regulation of transcription by RNA polymerase II
Cellular component (GO): nucleus
Molecular function (GO): DNA-binding transcription factor activity, RNA polymerase II-specific; sequence-specific double-stranded DNA binding
Source: RefSeq, a predicted model, not a curated record
UUUUUUUUUUUUUUUUUAAGAGGAGUGAAGGCAGUGAUGGAAGAGCUCACCGCUUUCGUGUCUAAGUCUUUCGAUCAGAAAGUGAAAGAGAAGAAGGAAGUGAUUACCUACAGGGAGGUGUUGGAGACCGGGUCGACGCGAGCAGGGAGCAGGGAGUCUUUAACCGCGGAGCCGGGGAGCCGAGAGGAGGCUGCAGCCGUCACCCGGAACGUUGCGCUCUCGCCGGGCAGGGAAACGGACAUGCUUGGCCCGGAGAGAAUCAGGGACGCCGGGAGCCCCAAACUCAUAGACGGCAACACGGACGUGAAGGAAAGGAAAGAGGACUCGAAGCCUUUAGAGGACGAAGCACAGACUAAAAUCAAACAGAGGAGAAGUCGGACUAACUUCACAUUAGAGCAGCUCAACGAGCUGGAGCGGCUCUUCGAUGAGACGCACUACCCGGACGCCUUCAUGCGGGAGGAGCUUAGCCAGCGACUGGGACUGUCGGAGGCCCGAGUACAGGUUUGGUUCCAGAAUAGAAGAGCCAAAUGCAGAAAGCAGGAGAACCAGUUACAUAAAGGAGUCCUGAUUGGAGCAGCGAAUCAGUUUGAAGCUUGUCGUGUAGCGCCAUAUGUCAACGUGGGGGCUUUACGGAUGCCAUUCCAACAGGAUAGUCAUUGCAACGUGCCGCCCUUCUCCUUUCAGGUGCAGGCGCAACUGCAGCUGGACAGCGCCGUGGCCCACGCCCAGCACCACCUGCACUCUCACCUGGCAGCGCACGCGCCCUACAUGAUGUUCCCCGCACCGCCGUUCGGCCUGCCCCUGGCGACGCUCGCGGCCGAGUCCGCCUCCGCCGCAUCCGUCGUGGCCGCCGCCGCCGCCGCCAAGAACACCAGCAAGAACUCCAGCAUCGCCGACCUGAGACUGAAGGCCAAAAAGCACACGGCCGCGCUGGGACUGUGACGCCAGGGAGACGGGGCGACACGAGGCGCGCACGCGCUAUCCGCCACGUCCUCGCGACAGAGACACUGAACAUGAAAGUGACAACAAAAAAAAUAAAAAUAAAAAAAUCCCAAGGACACAGUGAGAAAAAAUUAUCAAAGGACGAUAUUUAUGUUUUUUCUUUUUUGAAAUGAAGGACGACGAGUAUAACUAUAAAAUAUAGGCUAUUUAUGAGACAAAGAAAAGACAGUGAGAAAGAGACUGUGACGUGAUAGCCUACACAGAUGUGAUUUUGGACGCCAAAUGAAAAGGCGCAUGGGAUGGAUAAAGCUACGCAGGGUCCCUCUCUGCAGCCGCGUGGCUGAGGAGGGCGACAGGACACCCUGAGGAGGAGGUGGAGGAGGAGGAGGAGGAUGCAGCUGGGACGGUCGAUACUUUGUCAAACAAGGCGAACCAUUCUGCAGUUGUCCUGUUUUAAUAUUAUAUUAUUAUUGUUAUGAUUUUGAACCUAUAUAGAGGCUGGCCUCGGUAUAAAACAAUUUCUCUGUAAAAAGGACAGAGCAGGAAUCCUUUGACAAAAAAAAGACAAUAUUCAAAGUGUUUCUCCCUCUUUCUGUUUCUUGUCCAAAAUUCAAAAUGCCCAAGCAGUGUUUGCAUGAGCCCCCACCCUCUCCCUUUCUCUCUUUCCCUUCUCCCCUCUCUUCCUCUUCCUCCCCUCUCUGAGGAAGGGCAACUCUCACGUGAAUGUUUGGCCUAUAUUUGACCUUGUUUGGACCUCCUCUGAGGUGAAACUCUAGGCGACGCACCAGAAAUGUGAGAUUAUAAUAUAUGUGUAGGCUAUGCUGAACUUUUUUUGGUCAGGAUAACCCGAUCUAGUGUCCAUAUGAAGUGGUGAUGUGUCCCCUUUUAAAGGAGCAUUAUGUCAUCUGAACACACGAGCAAAUGACAGUACACACAUGAGGACUGUAUGCGAACCGGUACGGGCACGUGUAAAAUAUGUUUAUACACAAGAAACAUGCAUUAUUUUUAUUAUUUAGUGGCUUUAUGAAUGCCUUGUGGGGAAUUUGUUCAUUUUGUAUUUUACUUUAUUUCCGUGUAUUAAAAAAAUCAUGUGCUUUCUGUAUGUAAUUUUGAUGUUUUUAUAACAGUGGAAGUGAUCUUACCUGAGGCACGGGUUUCUAAAAAAAAAAAAAAAAAAAAGAAGAAGAAGAAGAAGAAGAAUACUCAUGAAAUUGUUUUACUUUUUUUCCAUCACAUGUGAAACGUGAAUCCACCUAAACAAAAUGUUUUCGUUCCUAUAAUAAAUUAACUAAAGUUUC